AUGGACGAAGCAAUUUUAUUAACGAAACUGGCUGCACCAAGAAAACGAUUUCAAGGCAAAGGAUCGCUUCCACUUGGUAUUUGUGAUUUGCAGUCUCUAGAAGGCACUGGAGAACGAUCUUCGGCACAUUUAAAUGGAGCGUUUCUUCAUUCUCAACUGUUUAUGGAAGCACUAGUAGAUGUAUUGAAUGACGGCCUUGUUGAUUCUCCUCAAAAUAGAGAUAAAUUUAUUCAAGUAUGUUCACUCCAGCAACAGAGUAAUCAGAAGCAACUGGAAAUAGUGGACGAAUUUAAAGAUACAUACGAAGCGGAUUAUGCUAUAUGGUGGUAUACACGAGAAUCUUUUCUCUAUCCUUUACUCAAUCAAGCUUUUCGUGUUGAAAAUAUUACCAUGUUACUACUUUGUCGAUUUUUUAUUCGAGAUAUCCAUCAACGAAUAAGUGAUCUAGGCGAAUUGACAUCAGUAAAUGAAAAUAUGACUUGCUAUCGUGGACAACUUAUGUCAAGAGAUGAGAUUGAUCGUUUACGACGUUUGGUUGGUAGUAUUAUAUCGAUGAAAACCUUUUUUUCAACAACACUUAAUAAACAAUAUGCUUUAGUUCGAGUCGAUGUUCCUAAUCAUAAUUCAUCGGUUAAUAAUAUUGAACCGGUUUUCUUUGAAAUUACUAUUCAAUGUAGUAAACUUUAUAUGCGAGAACCAUUUGCUAAUAUUAGUGCUGAAAGUUCUUUUCCUGAUGAACAAGAAAUUCUGUUUUCAAUUGGUAGUCUUUUUCGAAUUAAUGAAGUACUUAAUGAAGAAGGAAAAUUCUGGAAAAUUAACUUGAUAUAUAUGUCAAAAUUCGAGAGUCCAUUAUUGAAAAACGACGGCAAUUAUCUAAAUACCAUUUAUAAACACAUGAAAGGUCACGAAGUGUAUACACGUUCAGAUAUGGGAAAAGUACUUCAUGAAUCAGGAAAAUUGAAUGAAGCCGAAUCAUAUUACCGACAGAUGAUUGAUUAUGUGUCUCAACUCGAUCCACAAGUUCUUCAACAACGUGAUCAAGAAGAUGAGUGUUUGAAAAAAUUAUUGCAAUGUCUUGGAGCAGAAACCGUAAAAGUGGACCAUGCGAAACGAAUUACAGAGAAACUGCAUUAUUAUCGUUUUAUGCUCGCGCUCAUUGCUCGAGAGAAAGGUGAUGACGACGAAUGUCUUUUUUGGUCCGAAUAUCUACGAUAUCCAGAUUCUGAUUUUGAUCUUAAUCAACUUUAUCUAGUUUACUAUCAUCUUCUUACCGGUGAAGUAUAUGAGCAUUCAGGACAGUUUAAGAAAGCAUAUCAAAAAUAUGAAAAAGCAUGGAAUACACUAAUGGUUAUGACUAAUGGAGAGGGAAAUAGCAGAGCUACGCCUGAAAUUUUCAUGAAUAUAGGCAGUAUUUUGUUGAUAAUCUCUCAAGGACAAAAUGAACCAUUGGACUUUUACAAAAAAGCCCUAAACAUAUAUCAAGGAAUGUUACCAUCUGGUCAUCCAAAAAUAGGUGUGGGUAGGUUGAAAAUUGCUGAUUAUUAUCGAAAUCGUUCUCAAUUCCAGUUGGCUUUAAAUGAAUAUGAACACUGUCAUCAAAUAUUCGUUCGAUCUCUUCCACUUGAUCAUGCUAACAUUGGAUUGACAUAUUAUGGAAUGAGUCUUUGUUAUCUAAUGAUCGAUCCUCAAAAAAAUGUGGUUCAAACAGUAUCUCUUCUAGAAAAAGCGAAGAUCAUCUUAAAGAAGCAUCUCAACGCAAGUCAUCGAUGUUUAAUUAGAACAGAAGAAGUAUUACAAGGAUUAAAAGAUAAAGUGACGACGAACAAGUAA
This is a messenger RNA of Adineta steineri, 1830 nucleotides long. Lineage: Eukaryota; Metazoa; Rotifera; Eurotatoria; Adinetida; Adinetidae. The record is from the annotation of a GenBank genome assembly.